Iphiclides podalirius (scarce swallowtail) is the source of this 1299-nucleotide messenger RNA. Lineage: Eukaryota; Metazoa; Arthropoda; Insecta; Lepidoptera; Papilionidae. The record is from the annotation of a GenBank genome assembly.
AUGAUGUCGAGUGAUAUAAUAAACAAAAAUACGGAUAGAAUUAUUUACCCAGAACAUGCAGAUGUGGUUAUAAUUGGCGGAGGUUUCAUUGGAGCUUCUGUUGGAUAUUGGCUAAAGACUAGAGCUGGAGAAGGUUUAUCUGUAGUAAUUUUAGAAGAAGACUUCACAUAUGCAAGAAUUCAAAAUAAUGUUUCCUUAGGAAUACUAAAUCAACAUUUUUCAUUACCAGAAAAUAUUAAUUUAUCCCAAUACUCAGUAGAGUUCCUUAGAAAUGUUAAAAAUAACUUAAAUUCUGAUGUAGAUAUUCAAUUUUGUCCUAUUGGGCAUUUAAUUCUAGCUAGUGAUAAAUAUGCUGAACGUUUGGAACAAAAUGUUGCAAUUCUAAAAGAGUAUGGCGUAAAGAAUGAAUUAUUAACUACAAAUGACAUACAGGAGAAAUAUCCUUGGAUCAACACAGUUGAUAUUAAAUUGGGUUGUAUUAGUACCGAAUCAGAAGGAAUAUUUAACCCCUGGGCUUUGUUAAAAGGAUUGGUUAUGGAAUGUAAAAAGCUUGGAGUUACAUUUGUUAAUGCUAAAGUUGUUGGUUUUGAAAUGGAACAGCAGCAAGAUGUGUUAAUGGAAGGAAUAAGUCCAGGCAACUUUAAAAGAAUCAACCAGGUUAUAUUUAAGACAAAUGACAAUGAAGAGCAUACAAUUAAAUUUGCUAUAGGUGUCUUAUCAGCAGGGGAUAGUUCAGGUAAAAUUGCAAAACUAGCACAAAUAGGCCUGGGAGAUGAUCUAUUAAAAUUACCAUUACCAGUAGAACGAAGGGAGUACAAUAUAUAUAAAAUUCGAGAUAGUGAUGAUGUGAAAAUUAAUUUGCACACACCUUGUUUAAUGGACACAAGUGGGUUAUGGUUAAGGAGAAAUAGUAUUGAUAGAAACUUUUUAUGUGGAGUUACACCUUUAUUGAAUAGUAAUGAAAAAGAAUUGCUGAGUGAUGGCUAUUAUGCUGAUAUUAUCGAGCCAUCAUUGUUAAAUAGGUACCAAAAUAUAAAACAAAAUCAGAUUUCAAAAUUGAAAACAGAAAUCGAUGAUUGCAAUACCUAUGAUGGUACAGGUAUUCUGGGCUAUCACCCGUAUCAUACAAAUAUGAUACUAGCAGCUGGUUUUGGGAAACUAGGUUGUCAACAUGCCCCUGGUAUUGGAAGAGCAAUAGCAGAAAUAGUGAUUGAUGGUCACUAUACCAGUAUUGAUCUAACAAGAUUUGGAUUUGACCGCUUGCUUAUAGACGAACCACUGGUGGAGUUUAAUGUUUAU